Molecule: messenger RNA, 1813 nt
Organism: Ornithorhynchus anatinus (platypus)
Lineage: Eukaryota; Metazoa; Chordata; Mammalia; Monotremata; Ornithorhynchidae
Gene: MNS1
Product: meiosis specific nuclear structural 1
Exons: 10
Coding region: 149-1651 (500 amino acids)
Biological process (GO): cilium organization
Cellular component (GO): motile cilium
Source: RefSeq, a predicted model, not a curated record
AGGAGACGAGGAGGCGGGAGCGGCGGCCCGCCGAUUGGUGGGUUUCCCCGGCCAAUGGGAGGUCGGGGAUCCAGCCGGGCGCUGGCGGAGGAAGGCCGCCCGUUACCAGGGCGACGGAGCAUCGACGGCCCCUCCCGACCCGCUCCGGAUGGCUUUCUCGGGAAAGAUGCAGCAACUGACCUUUAGUGAGCAGCAUAAGAAAGAAAUGAGGGAAGACCAUCAGAGAUUCUUGGCCAGCCAAGCGCAGGAGAAGCUGGAGAAGAAAAUGAAGGAACUGAAAGCAGCGAUUUUAAAUGAAGAACAAGUUGAACGGAAGCAGGUCCUCAGAUCACUGCAGAAAGAGCAGUGCGAAAUGGAAAUGGAAGAAGCCAUUCGAAAGGCGGAGGAAAACAAAAGGUUAAAGGAGCGCCAGCUGGAACAGGAAGAAAAGUUGGCUACAGAAUUGGCCAGAUUAAAGGACAAAACUCUCAAGGAUGAAAAAUUGCGGCAGCAAGUCAGAGAAAACAGCACCGAAUUAAGAGAACUGGAGAGAAAAUUGAAAGCGGCUUACAUGAAUAAAGAAAGAGCGGCCCAGAUUGCCGAGAAAGAAGCCAUAAAACUUGAAAGGAUGAAAGGCGAUGCGAUAUUGGCCCGGCAGAUGAAGGAGGAACACGAGAGGUUUGCGAUGGAAGAGAACUUGGCGGAGUGUAGACGGAACAGGGAGAAAAUACAGUAUCACCAGGAAUUAGAAAAACAGCUCGAAGAGCGGGAAAGAAAGAAGCAGGAGGCUUACGAAGAGUUCCUCCAAGAGAAGCUGAUGAUUGACGAAAUUGUGAGAAAAAUUUAUGAAGAAGACCAGAUGGAAAGACAGCUGAGGCUGGAGAAAAUGAAUGCCAUCCAGAGAUAUAAAGAAGAGUUUCAGAAACAGCAGGCUCUCUGGAGAAAAAAGAAACGUGAAGAAAUGGAAGAAGAAAACCGCAAAAUCGUAGAAUUUGCUAACCUGAAGCAGCAGAGAGAAGAAGACCGGAUGGCGAAAAUACUGGAGAACGAGGAGAAGAAGAAACAUCUCCAGAAUUUGGUUGCCGAGAACCUGGAAAAGACCCGGCAGCACCAGGACGAUUUGGAACAGAUGCGCCUCGACUUGUAUCAGGAGGAGCAAGCCGAAAUGGACCGGCAGAAGAUGAAAUUCGAAGCGGAAAACAAGAUCAGACAGCGCCGGGAGCUGCAGAAAAGUUUCGAAGACCAAUUAGCCUUCAAACAGCUAGUGCUGCAGACCGCAAGAGAGGAAGAGGAGACUUACAGACAGAACAUGCUGGCCAAAUUUGCUGAGGACGAUCGGCUGGAACUCAUGAACGCCCAGAGGCAGAGAAUGAAACAGCUGGAACAUAAAAAGGCUGUAGAAGAGCUUAUCAGAGAGCGUCGUGAACAGUUCCUGGCAGACAAGGAACGUGAAUUUGAGGAAAUGCGGAUGCAGGAAGAAAGAGAAGGACGCAUCAGAGCAGUUAUUGAGGAGGAAAGGCAAAAAUUACUCCGAGAACAUGCUGCAGAACUACUGGGCUAUCUCCCGAAGGGCGUUCUUAAACAGAGGGAGGACGUCGACAUGCUGGGCGAAGCGUUCAGGGAAAUGUACGAGAAGCGAGGCCAAACGGCUCCGGAAGAGAAGCCAUCGUAGACCACUAGAGGUCAGCCUAACUUAACCUGACUCAGUUUGGCAGGGUCUUCAUUUGGUGGCUUUAAUACUCAAAAUUGUUCUAAUUUCUUAGAAGAGUUAGCAUCUGGAUAGCGGUUUCAGUGAACAAACUAGUCUGUCAAUAAAUCAGUGGAAAAUAUAACA